AUGGCCGAAUCUACUAUCCCGACCCCGUUACCUCUAAUGGACUCAACGCCCGAUGAUACAGGCAAAGUCGAACCCGCGAACCUCCAUCUCCCCCGCAUCUCAAUCCAGUUCUGCACACAGUGCCGGUGGAUGCUCCGGGCCGCAUACUUUGCCCAAGAGCUCCUCUCAACAUUCAACACAGAUAUCGGCGAAGUCGCCCUCGUCCCGAAAACCGGCGGCGUGUUCACAGUAACGAUAUGCCAUGGUACGCUGAAUAGCGAAGGGGAGGUCACGACGCAGGAUAUUAUCUUGUGGGAUCGGAAGCGUGAUGGGGGAUUCCCUGAAGUCAAAGCUCUCAAGUCACUUGUGCGAAAUGUUAUUGCUCCUGAGAGAGAUUUGGGACAUACGGACCGGGCGUUGAAGAAGCAGCAAGGGGAGCAGGAGAAGAAAGAGGAGGGGGGUAAGGAUAAGGCGGGUUGUGAGGAUUGUCAGUAG
Messenger RNA from Penicillium robsamsonii, 474 nucleotides. Its product is annotated as Rdx family protein. The record is from RefSeq and is a predicted model, not a curated record. NCBI's taxonomy places the organism in Eukaryota, Fungi, Ascomycota, Eurotiomycetes, Eurotiales, Aspergillaceae. The transcript is spliced from 3 exons. The coding region runs from base 1 to 474 and encodes 157 amino acids.